AUGGCUGACAGUACCGCAGAUCUGUCGUGGAGAGAUCAGAUCGUCUUCAGCCCAGCUCAUCAAGACCCUGCGAAGGCGCCGGCUGUUCCUAUCGCUGCCCUCGAAAACUCCACCACUGCGUCAAUUCCCGCUGUCUCCGUCUUCAACCCACGGGGCUUGAACACUUUCCAGAAGCGUCAAGCUCUUCGCUGUGAUGAUGGACCUUGUAUCGACGGCAGCUGUUGCAGCAAGGAGAAAAUCUGCGGUUACGGCCCUUCCUACUGCGGUGCUGGCAACUGUACAUCGCAAUGCGAUGCGACAGCCAUGUGUGGAGAGUACAGCGAGAACGCCGAAAUGCCAUGUGGGAGUGGAAGCUCCUCCAAGCGCAAGGUCGGAUACUAUCAGUCUUGGAACGUUCGCGAUCGGAGGUGUAACAAGGUGUCACCAUCGCAGCUUGACACAACGGGUUACACCCAUCUCUUCUACUCAUUUGCAUUUAUCGACCCCAAGACGUUCAGAAUCACGCCAGCCCAUUCAGACGAUGACAGCAUGAUGAGGGAGUUCACGAAACUCUCGAAGGACGGCAAGCUGCAGACUUGGAUUGCUAUUGGCGGGUUCGACUUUAGCAAUCCUGAAGUCGCGACGCAUACCACUUGGAGCGACAUGGUCUCUACAAAGGCCAACAGGGCUGCUUUCAUAGCAUCUGUUAAGGAGUACAUGGACACGUAUGGGUUCCAGGGAGUCGAUCUCGAUUGGGAAUAUCCGGGUGCUCCUGAGCGAGGUGGCCGCAAGCUGGCAGACGUGCGAAACUUCCCAAUGUUGCUCCGGGAGAUGCGAGCCGCGUACGGAAGCAGCUAUGGCAUCAGUUUGACUCUUGCACCUGACUACUGGUACCUGCGAUGGUUCGAUGCGAAGGCCAUGGAGCCGAGUGUUGACUUCUUCGGCUUCAUGGCUUACGACUUACAUGGCUCAUGGGAUGCUGAUGUCUUGGCACUUGGGAAGAAAGUCCGCGGUCAGGCAGACAUUCGUGAGAUUGCCAAUAACACCAUACCCCUGUGGUUCGAUGGCCUCGACCCAAAGAAGAUCAAUUUCGGCCUUGCCAUGUACGGUCGUGGCUACACUCUGGCAGAUCCAAAGUGCAAUCAACUUCUCUGCCCCUUCUCCGGCCCGAGCAAACCGGCUCCCUGCACAGCCUUCGGAGGUGUCAUGUCUCUCGUCGAGAUCAAACAGCUCAUCAAGGAACGCGGCAUUACUCCACAGUAUCUUUCUGACUCUAUGAUGAAGCAGAUCACAUGGGACGACCAGUGGAUCGGCUACGAUGACGAAGAAACCUUUGCCGCCAAACAAGCAUUUGCGGACGGCAUGUGCUUCGGUGGAACAAUGGUCUGGAGUAUUGACUUCCAAGUCCCUGGUUCAGGCGGGCACGACCAGAAUGAAAACACGGUGUAUCUUGAUCCCAAGGUCUACGAAGUUAGUCUCGACCUUCCACCAUUCGUGACCACUAUCACCGGUCCUGGCGGUGUUCAGACGAGAACGCUUCUACUGCCGCCGUGGCCGCAAAUUACCAACGGGCCGCCUGAAAGCUGGACCACAUCAGGAAACUCAUGGACGAAUCCGGGUGUCACAGGCGUGCCAGUACCUACGGACGUGAUCCCCCUUCCACCGCCAGCGAUUGUCACGAAGACUCCUUACACGGGUCCCGGAGGGUCGGUCGACCCUUCGGGUACAUGGCCCUCAUCGUUUGAUAUUCAGCCCAUUACUACAGCCGUUCCUGAUGAAGGUGAAGAUGAUGAUGACGAUGGUCCAAAAUCCAAGUCUACGUGCAACCUAUGGUUCUUCUGGACCUGUAUUGACAUUGGUGGAAUCAAGAUUGGUGGGUGGGAGUGGAAUUUACCACAGGGCAUCUGGGGACCCGGGCCACCACCUAUUGGACGCAUCAAUCCUCCUCCAGGUUUUACGUUCAAAGGGAACUUGCCAAACUGGCCGAAAAUCACCGUUGGGCCCGGCGGCAAGGUGACUGCACCUCCUAAGCCAGCAAGUUGCACUCCAGCAGAGGCAUCGCUUUGCGCCACAACAACCUCGUUCGGGACGACCGUGCAGAAUGGGGUAACAAGAACGACAACAACGCAAGUCAAAGAGACUUGUGCCACCAUUACUGGGUGCAACCUUCGUGACAUAGACUCCACAGAGACCGGAAAAGCAUGCAGUCUGGCGAAACGAACUAUCAAUCUCACCGGCGUGCGGUUGCCCGACAUGACUGCCGCAGCCGAGCCACCCCCUAACAUCGCAAAGAGGGCAAACAGUAUCUGGGACUGUGAGGAAACCGGCGAAGACGGCAUUAUUUGGCCACAAGACCCGAAGGAAGGAGGGCAAACACGCAUUCGCGCUUUGCUUCAAGAAAGAAAGGAUGCUCUUGGGGGUACCCACAGCUGGACGGAAGUCCGCGCAGGAGAUCUGGACUACACGGCAUUUUACUACGUCGAUAACAUGGGUCCAGUCGCGCAAGCGUAUUUCGAUUCGGACGAAGUCAAAGAGAUCAACAGAGCUUACAACUAUCGUGCAGAUAUCGCACCCAGGUUAUCCAGAGCCCAGCGUAGGCGCAACAGAGGAAAGAGGUCUGCUAAAGCGAGCGACAGCCGUAGAGAUACACGGAUACGAGAUGAAACGCCAGCAAGUGAUGGAGCUGAAAAGUUGGACGAAGCCGCCGAGUUAUUGAACAAUGAGACAUCCGACAUCGCCAAGCGGGCAACCAGUCCGGAGAUCAGUGACAGAUGGCAUCUGUCUCAUAUCUCUAUCCCCGAACGAGUAGACUGGGAUGUGGACGAUGACCCGCAUAUUCCCUCCCAGAAUAAGCUUGCGUAUUAUUUCAACAACAGGGAGGGAUCUGGGCAGACGGUUUACAUUAUGGAGGAACGUACGAGUCAGAGCGGAGAAUUCACAGGGCAGCUGAAAGCACCUCUUUCACCACAUAGCUAUCUCAGCUCUAUGUGGUACGACGACGAUCCUGACGAUGUGACGGAAAUGCGGCGACACGGGACCGUCAUAUCUGCCAUGGUUGGGGGUGUAGCCUCGGGGAUUGCACGACAGGCGAGUUUGGUGGUAGUGCCAACAAAACUGGAAGUGGAAGAGGACUGGCCGCUCGAAAUCUUCCUUGCAUCCCUUGUUGCAAUCUCACAAGAUAUUGUCAAGGAAAAGAAGUCUCAAGACACGACAAUCGUCAACAUGUCGUUCGGUAUCCCUAUGAAAUACGCAGAGCCGCAUUUCUGGACCAUCAUGCGUCAAUUAAUGGUACUCAUGGAGGCAAAAUACGGGACCGUUUUUGUUGCUGCAUCUGGCAAUGCGGAGCCGGAUCCUGCCGAUGGACCUCUGGUAGACCCGGGGGUCUUUAUUGAUGCGAAUUCCAUGCCAUACGAAGCCAUGCCUUAUGUUCCUGGCAUGAUGGUUGUCGGUGCUUCCAACAGAGAAGGGUAUCGGCGAAAGCUGAGUAUGGUAGGGACGAACGUCGAAUUCUGGGCUCCUGGUGAGCAGCUCCCAUAUCCUUUGGGCGUCAGUAACCGGCGCCAAAUCAAUGGCGGAUCACCUGCUGCUGGCCUUGUCUCUGGACUUGUUGCGAGCUUGCGCUCAGAUCCAACCUUCAGUAACUUUGUCAAGCCGGCACAGCUCAAGCAGCAAUUGAAGUCAUUAGCCCGCGCUAUUUCCUACCAGGGUGUUACCAAUGCCGAUAAGCCUGUCGUUGUUUACAAUGGACAGAGAAAGGACCAGUCUUGCCUACCAAAUUCGAAUGCCGGCGUCGUCUCAGAGCGCCGGCUAUCCAUACGGCAGGUUGAAUCGUGCCCUCUUCCAGGACAGCCGGGCAAUCCAGAAGGGGUCCCCGUGCCAUCGCUCACUUACAAGCCUGGUCCUCCCGGUCCCUUGUGUACCGCAAACUGUGGUAGGCUCUGUGAGGGAUUCUUCUGUGUACCGCAGCCGACAGGAACACCGCCCGAGUUCACGCCUCCAUCCAAUCCCGGGGCUACCGGCCCUGGCUGGGUUCCGCCUCCGCCAGUCACCCUGCCCAACCUCCCUACACUACCACCAAGUGAGCCGGGUGUCACACCAGGCCCUGGUACCGUCUGUCUCUCCUCGGCGACUGUCACGCAGUGCAAUGGAAGGCCCGGUCAGGCAGUUUGCGUGACCAGCACAUCCUGUGCCAGCUUCGGCACUUUAGGACCGUUCCCCACUCUGCCUCCAUCUGUUACGAGCCCUCCUGGUGGCAGUUGUGUCUCGACUGCGACGUGGGUCAUCACAGGCGGUCCAAAGGGCGAGGCGACUGUAACUACGAGCGGCUGCGGGAAAUGGACUGUUCCGUCAGCCCCUGAGCCAACGCCCAACCCACCAUCGCCACCACCACCACCAGAGCGCAACCACGGCGUUGUGGUCAUCAGCUAUUAUGAAUUCGGGCAGUUUACCGUGGGCGGUACUUUCUGGACUCGAGAGCACAGAGCCUUCUCUGUUCCGUUCGGAGGGCAGAUCAAGCAAUGCAGCGCAUCGGCGAUAGCCUCACAGAGUGCCCCCGGCGUCCUCGCUUCAGCGAAGCUGCCGACCAAAAUGGGGCCUUUCCAGGCUGAGGGGCGCACGUGCGAGUACUCUGGCUCACCUGACAGCCCUGGCCAGCUGAGCUGUGACGGACUGCCGACUGUCUCCUGUGAGCGCGCUUCGCAGACUGAUAUCUGUGGUUCCGGAACUCCUAUCAUGGAAGCACUGGCUUUCUGUAGAUUCUAG
Molecule: messenger RNA, 4740 nt
Organism: Verticillium nonalfalfae
Lineage: Eukaryota; Fungi; Ascomycota; Sordariomycetes; Glomerellales; Plectosphaerellaceae
Exons: 14
Coding region: 1-4740 (1579 amino acids)
Biological process (GO): carbohydrate metabolic process; proteolysis
Molecular function (GO): serine-type endopeptidase activity; chitin binding
Source: RefSeq, a predicted model, not a curated record